Elephantulus edwardii (Cape elephant shrew) is the source of this 1989-nucleotide messenger RNA. RefSeq names its product DEAD (Asp-Glu-Ala-Asp) box polypeptide 52 (gene DDX52). Gene Ontology annotation, molecular function: nucleic acid binding; RNA helicase activity; ATP binding. The transcript is spliced from 15 exons. Bases 37 to 1833 code for a protein of 598 amino acids. Gene Ontology annotation, biological process: maturation of SSU-rRNA. The record is from RefSeq and is a predicted model, not a curated record. Gene Ontology annotation, cellular component: 90S preribosome. NCBI's taxonomy places the organism in Eukaryota, Metazoa, Chordata, Mammalia, Macroscelidea, Macroscelididae.
CAGGCGCCGUCAGACCCCGAGGCUUUCUGGGUAAAGAUGGACGUGCACGACUUGUUUCGCAGGCUCGGUGCGGGGGCCAAAUUUGACUUGAAUCGCUUCUCCGCGGACGCCGUUAGAUUUCAGCUAGGCAAAAGGAAGUAUGAUGUUAAUUCUUCAGAGGUGCUGCAGGGACUGGACUUUUUUGGAAAUAAGGCUGUCUCAAAUGAAUAUACAGCAUCUGGAACUCAUCAAGAGCUUCAGGAUGAAGAGAAAAAAGAAGAAAGUCUAACUGAAAGGAAGGGGGAACAGAAGAGGAAAAGGAGAAAGAUGAUGACUUCAGAAAUUACUUCCCCAGAAGAAGGAACUACUAUACAGUGGAUAUCAUCUGUGGAAGCAAAGAUUGAAGAUAAAAAAGUUAAAGGACAAAAGAAACUAACUUCAGAAAAGUUGGAACUGCUCAGAAAGGAAAAGAUAAACAUUUUCAGGAAUAAACACAAAAUUCAUGUCCAAGGAACUGAUAUUCCGGACCCAGUUGCUACAUUUCAACAACUUGACCAGGAAUAUAAAAUCAAUUCUCGACUACUUCAGAAUAUUCUAGAUGCAGGCUUCCAGGUCCCUACUGCAAUCCAAAUGCAGGCCAUUCCAGUUAUGCUGCAUGGUCGAGAACUUCUGGCUUCUGCUCCUACUGGAUCUGGAAAGACUUUGGCUUUUGGCAUUCCCAUUUUAAUGCAGCUGAAACAACCCACAAAUAAAGGCUUCCGGGCUCUGAUUAUAUCGCCAACAAGAGAACUUGCCAGCCAGAUUCACCGAGAAUUAUUAAAAAUUUCGGAAGGAACAGGAUUCAGAAUACACAUGAUUGACAAAGCAGCAGUGGCAGCCAAAAAAUUUGGACCUAAAUCAUCUAAGAAGUUUGAUAUCCUUGUGACAACUCCAAAUCGACUAAUUUAUUUAUUAAAACAAGAUCCUCCAGGAAUUGACCUAACAAGUGUUGAAUGGCUUGUAGUAGAUGAAUCAGACAAACUGUUUGAAGAUGGCAAAACUGGAUUCAGAGACCAGCUGGCUUCCAUUUUCCUAGCCUGCACAUCCCACAAGGUCAAAAGAGCUAUGUUCAGUGCAACUUUUGCAUAUGAUGUUGAACAGUGGUGCAAACUCAACCUGGACAACAUAAUUUCUGUAUCCAUUGGAGCAAGAAAUUCUGCAGUGGAGACAGUAGAACAAGAACUUCUGUUUGUUGGGUCUGAGACUGGAAAACUUCUGGCCAUGAGAGAACUUGUUAAAAAGGGUUUCAGUCCACCUGUUCUUGUUUUUGUUCAGUCCAUUGAAAGAGCAAAAGAACUUUUUCAUGAGCUCAUAUAUGAAGGUAUUAAUGUGGAUGUUAUUCAUGCAGAGAGAACACAGCAACAGAGAGACAACACCGUCCACAGCUUCAGAGCUGGAAAGAUCUGGGUUCUUAUUUGUACAGCGUUGUUGGCAAGAGGAAUUGAUUUUAAAGGUGUGAACUUAGUGAUCAACUACGACUUUCCAACCAGCUCAGUGGAAUAUAUCCACAGGAUAGGUCGAACUGGAAGAGCAGGGCACAAAGGAAAAGCUAUUACAUUUUUUACUGAAGAUGAUAAACCGCUAUUAAGAAGUGUUGCCAAUGUUAUACAGCAGGCCGGAUGUCCUGUACCAGAAUACAUAAAAGGUUUCAAAAAGCUACUAAGCAAACAAAAGAAAAAAAUGAUUAAAAAACCAUUGGAAAGAGAGAGCAUUAGUACAACUCCAAAAUAUUUUUUAGAAAAAACGAAAGAUAAACGGAAAAAGGUCACUGGUCAGAACAGCAAGAAGAAAGUAGCUCUCAAAGACAGAACAUAAAGCCAGACUUUGAAAAGAUUAUCUUAAAAUAUAUUUUCAUGAUCCCAAUGUGAAUGUUGUUGUCACAGAAUACUUCAAGUCAUAAAAUCGCUUACAUCAAACAUUUGAAAUCAACUACAAGAACAUAGGAGUGGUAGAAAAUGGUUUAUGAUUCUA